Messenger RNA from Cajanus cajan (pigeon pea), 1136 nucleotides. RefSeq lists its product as uncharacterized. Gene Ontology annotation, biological process: shoot system development; root development. The record is from RefSeq and is a predicted model, not a curated record. Lineage: Eukaryota; Viridiplantae; Streptophyta; Magnoliopsida; Fabales; Fabaceae.
AUUCAAAGUUUAGGUUCAAUUCCACCGUGUUCCUAUAAAUAGAUUGAAAUCAGACUAAUUCCCAAUCAAGCAUCCUUGUGUUUGGUGCACCACAACAAAGAAAGAUGGAAGCUAUUUCUACUAUGUCAAGUACUCAUCAACCAGUAAGGUCCAUUAGUUUGCCCACAAGAGUGCACCCUUCUUCUCAAAGAGUUGAAGCACUUUUGAACCAUCUUAAGCCUCACCAUCUUCCACAAUCUGUCUCAACAACCACAAGUUUGGAAGCAGAGACAAUUCAGAGCGAUUUGGUAGUGCUUGCUGAGUUGUACAACUGCAUGGAGGAACUCUUCCAUUCUCCACAGACCCAACAAGCACUUUUGCACUACCAGAACGGGAAACUAGUGGAAGAGGCACUGUGUGGCUCAGUGACACUCCUAGAUGCAUGUGGCACAGCAAGGGACUUAUUGUUGGCUCUUAAAGAACACAUGCAAGCCCUUCAAUCAGCCAUGCGUAGAAGAAGAGGGUAUUCAAGCAUCGAAAGCAGCAUUUGUGAAUAUGAUAGCUUCAAGAAGAAGGCUAAGAAGGAGAUUACCAAGCAACUAGAGGCAAUGAAGAGAAUGGAGAACAAAGUUAAUAGUUUUGCCCUAGUGGGUCAAAGUCAAACUCAAGAUCAGCAUUUGAUAUUCCUGGCCAGAGUUCUAAGAGAAGCAAGCAUCAUCACUAUCUCUAUAUUUCGUUCUCUUUUGUUGUUCCUCUCAAUGCCAGGACUCAGAACAAAAGGGACCUCAAUGAUCUCAAAGCUAAAGCCAAGGUUGUUUUCUUCAGAGAAAGAACAUAAGAACAUCAAUGUUGUGGAUCUUAGUUCUGUGUGCACCCUCCUUGGAAGAGGAAAUCAGAGUGAUGUCAAGUUUGAAGUUCAAAGUGCACUAAGAGUGUUGGAGACACUGAAUAUUAGCAUCGAGGGUCUCGACGGUGGAUUAGAUUGCAUUUUCAGACGUAUAGUACAAAAUAGAGUGUCGUUUCUUAAUAUGCUUGCUCAUUAGCACAAUGAUGAGUGAAGUGUUUAUCAAUCAAUACCUUGUAAAUGUGAAUGAGAGCGAUCAUAUAGUCCGAAUUUUAAAGGAUUUGCUCUACAAAAAUCAAUGCAUGUUUGAAUA